Lathyrus oleraceus (garden pea) is the source of this 909-nucleotide messenger RNA. RefSeq names its product probable LRR receptor-like serine/threonine-protein kinase At2g24230. Gene Ontology annotation, molecular function: ATP binding; protein kinase activity. NCBI's taxonomy places the organism in Eukaryota, Viridiplantae, Streptophyta, Magnoliopsida, Fabales, Fabaceae. The transcript has 2 exons. The coding region runs from base 1 to 909 and encodes 302 amino acids. The record is from RefSeq and is a predicted model, not a curated record. Gene Ontology annotation, biological process: protein phosphorylation.
AUGACACUUGAACAGCUGGAAGCAAACCAAGUCUCGAUGAGAACAGACAUUGACUCCAUGCAGGCAAAGAUGGAUCGCUUGCUGGAAACCAUGUUACUCUUGGCCCAAAAGGAGAAGGAUGUUGAGACUAACGCUGAAGCUAGGAAGGUUGCUGCCCAAUUUGGAUCGCCAUCCCUUAGCAUCCCUGGAGUAACUGACCUUGAUGGUAACCCCAAUCAGCCUAGAGGAGGACCCAUUCCCAUUCCUGUUCCCAUGAAGGAAACAGAAAAUGUGGGAAGUGAAACAAGUUCAUACAGAGAAGAACAUAAUUUCUCCGGUCCAUUGUACUUCCAAACUGAUUUAACAACGUGGGUUGCUGAUGUCAAACAAGUAACAUCAAUUCCAUUAGUAAUUUUUGAGAAGCCGUUGUUGAAUAUGACCUUUGCAGACCUCUUAUCUGCAAUUUCGAAUUUCGAUAGAGGUACCCUCUCGGUUGAAGGAAAGUUUGGACCUGUUUAUAGAAGCUGUCUACCUGGAAAUAUCCAUGUAGCAGUCAAAGGUUUGGUUGUUGGUUCUACAGUAACAGAUGAAGAAGCCGCAAGAAAGCUUGAGUUUCUCGGUAAAAUCAAGCACCCUAAUCUAGUUCCUUUAACCGGUUAUUGUUUAGCCGGUGAUCAAAGGAUUGCCAUAUAUGAUUACAUGGAGAAUGGAAACUUGCAAAAUCUUCUCUAUGAUUUGCCGCUUGGGGUUCAAAGCACUGAUGAUUGCAACACCGACACACAGAAAGAAGCUACUGACAGUAAUGGAAUUCAGAAUGUUGGUUCUGAAGGAUUACUCACAACUUGGAGAUUUCGGCACAAAAUCGCGCUUGGAACUGCAAGGGCGUUGGCAUUUCUGCAUCACGGUUUGUUCUCCUCCAAUAACUCAUAA